AUGGUAGAUCAUCUAAGUAAGUGAUUUUAAUUAUUUUAAUUCGGUUUUUAGGCAGAAGCAGAUUCAUUUAAAUUUUCGAGGCAAUUUGGUAUGAAUGUAAUCUUGUUUUAUAACCAAUUAACAUUAAGUUAAUCUAAUUCAGUUUCAUAAAAAAACUGAAAAUUAAUCGUUAUUUAAUUAUGAUUUUGAAAAAGACUGUCAAUAAUGUUCAUUAAAUUUUCUUUACAGAACAAACCGACAUUAAUGCCCGCAGGAUAAACAAUGUUGAAGUAUGUUUCGGAUCGACCGGUCGACCUUUACAGCAUUUUGACAGAGUGUUGAUUGGAGAAGGAGUGUUGAUGAAAAUGUGCAGAAAGAAAGCGAAACCAAGACAGUUCUUUUUGUUCAACGACAUUUUGGUGUAUGGGAGUAUCUUAAUAUCUAAAAGAAGAUACUCUAAACAGAGGAUCAUUCCAUUAGAAGAUGUGAAGAUAGAGAACGUUGAAGACGAAGGGGAAAGCAAAUACGGGUUCUUGAUUAAGACCAGGAUCAAGAGUUUCAUGGUUUUUGCUAUUUCCGAAAGUGAGAAGGAACAGUGGAUGUCCCACAUCGUUAAAUGUGUUAACAACGUUCUUAAAAGUAAGUUUUGUUUGAUAGCAACGUCAAUUCAAAGUUUUUUAUUGCUUCUCAUUAUAAAAAUGACAUUGUAGAAGGCAAGCAAGCGGCACAAGACCACGCAGCUGUGUGGGUACCAGAUUCUGAAGCAGAGUUCUGUAUGGUUUGUCAUAGUACCCACUUUACAAUGAUACAACGAAGAGUACGUUAAUUUAAUUUAUAAAAUAAAUUCAAAUUAUAUAAGGUUAAACAUGAAUUUUGUUCUAUUGAGCCCUUUAUGUUAUCUAUUUUUGUAGCAUCAUUGCCGAUCUUGUGGAAAAGUUGUGUGUGGAGCUUGUUCAUCACGAACGUUCACGUUGGAAGGGAUCAGUAAGAAACCAGUGCGAGUUUGUGACAUUGUAAGUCCUUUAAUUUACUAGUUCAAGUCGUAUGUCUUUACAGCUUCUUGGAAUUUAUGUUUUGACGUAAAUUGAAAGAAAUGAUGAUGUAAUAGGUACUAAAAUAGGUUGUGAUUACAAAUUUAUAAAUUAAGGCACGAGUUUAAAUUGAGUUUUAUUUUCAGUGUUACAACAAGUUGUGUCAAGGCUUUUCGGCGUCGCCUCAGGCAUUGAACGAUUCGUCAGAUUCAGAAGAAGACACGAUGACAUUAGGCCACGAAAAGGUAAGCGAAGUUUUCUUUUUUAUAAUUUUUUAGCUUAUGUAAAUCAAAAGGAUCAAAGAGAUAAUCAAAAAUUUGACAAAAAAUUUUAUUUCAAAUUGAAAUUAAAAAAAAAUUAAAUUUUAAAUUAAAAAUUUAUGAUUUGCCUAUGUUGUUUGUUGUAGGCCACUUUCUACCAUGACAAAGAUGAACCGGAAAACCUGGUUUAA
Messenger RNA from Bursaphelenchus okinawaensis, 1461 nucleotides. Lineage: Eukaryota; Metazoa; Nematoda; Chromadorea; Rhabditida; Aphelenchoididae. The record is from the annotation of a GenBank genome assembly.